AUGACCACAAUCCCUCGGAAGCUAUGGGAGCACCCCGACCCGCAGUCAACCAGAAUGGCUGACUUCCAACGACAAUUGGAGAAGUCGACCAACCAGAAGUUCAGCGAAUUCCACGACAUGUAUCAAUAUUCAGUCAACAAUCGAUCGGAAUUCUGGGAAUUCUGCUGGAAAUACUUCCAAGUGAUCCACGAAGGCACAUACAACACGGUAGUAGACGAGUCCGCUCGUAUGGACAGUAUUCCAGAAUGGUUUGCCGGGGUCCGACUCAACUUCGCAGAGAAUCUCCUCUUCUCGCGCGGUGGUAGCAAGACCGGCAAAGAAGAUGACAAGAUUGCCGUCAGUGAAGUGCGAGAAGGUGCCGCACACGAAGUCGUCCAUUUGACCUGGGGCGAACUUCGCCGACGAACCGGAGCGCUGGUACAAGCGAUGAAGGCCAACGGCGUAGUGCGCGGUGAUCGGAUCGGUCUCUGUGCGGCGAACAGCAUCGACACGCUACUUGUGUUCUUGGCUUCGACUGCCUUGGGUGCGAUUUUCUCGUCGAGCUCGACAGAUAUGGGCGUGAAGGGAAUCUUGGAUCGAUUGAUUCAGAUCAAACCGCGCUGGUUGUUUAUGGACGAUUUUGCAGUUUAUAACGGGAAGAAUAUUGAUCUCCGGCCGAAGAUUCGAGAGAUCGUUCAGGGCAUGGCGUCUGUGACUGAAUUCCAUGGCGUCGUUUCGCAAUCUCGAUUCUCUUCACCCGCGGAUGUCAGUUUUAUUCCGAGGACGCAGACUUGGUCUGAAUAUCUCUCCAAAGCAGGCGGUAAUGAGAGACUCGAGUUUGAGAGGGUUGGAUUCCGCGAGCCAUUCUUGAUUGUCUAUUCCUCUGGCACGACGGGGCAGCCAAAAUGCAUCGUGCAUUCCGUUGGUGGAGUAUUGCUGAAUUCGAGCAAAGAGGGCAGCUUGCAUAGCGAGCUAGGGCCUGAUAGCGUUGUCUUGCAAUAUACCACCACUGGCUGGAUCAUGUAUAUGAGUGCCGUGCAGACGCUUCUGUUUGGAGCGCGUGUGGUUCUUUACGAUGGAUCUCCAUUCAUUCCAGGUAUCACGGCUUUGAUCACUCUCGCAGCGCAGGAGAAGGUGACACAUCUUGGGAUCUCUCCUCGGUGGUUGCAUGAGUUACAGCAAGCUAAAAUCAAACCGCGCGAGAUGGUGGAUCUAAGCUCGUUGCGGGUUGUGACAAGCACUGGCAUGGUCUUGCGGGAUGCCCUAUUCGAAUGGUUUUACGACGAGGGAUUCCCACGUCGCGCUCGCCUGAACAAUAUCUCAGGUGGCACUGACUUGGCAGCAUCGUUUGCUACAAGUAAUCCUCUAUCGCCCGUCUAUGUUGGAGGGUGCGCAGGUGGGUCUCUCGGCAUUGCCGUCGGGGUUUACGACCCUACCAUUGAAGGUGGCGAUGGCACGAAGGGAAUACCUGUCGACGAGGGCGAGCCCGGAGAAUUGGUAGCCACGUCUGCAUUCCCUACCAUGCCCACGAUGUUUUGGGGCGACCAAGACGGCAAAAAGUAUUUUGAUGCCUAUUUCAGUAGAUUCGAUAAUGUGUGGACGCAUGGCGAUUUCAUUUCAAUUCAUCCAAUCACCAAGCAGAUCUUGUUUCAUGGACGCGCCGACGGGGUCCUCAACCCCUCGGGAGUACGAUUUGGUUCCGCCGAAAUUUACCGAGUGAUCGAGGGUCGGUUCUCUGCAGAGAUCGCCGAUUCGAUCUGUGUCGGCCAGCGACGGCCCAACGAUACUGAUGAACGCGUCAUGCUGUUUUUGCUCAUGAAACCAGGGGUGUUGUUCACACCGGACCUGGUGGCUCGAGUAAAGACAGCCAUUCGUUCAGAGCUAAGCGCCCGCCAUGUACCGAUAAUUGGAAGACUGACCCAGAUCUACGUCAUUCAGACCACGGUAAAUGGUAAGAAAGUGGAAACGCCCUUGAAAAAGAUCGUGUCUGGCCAAGUGGUCAAGCCCUCGGGGACUCUAUUGAACCCAGAUAGUCUGAAAUUCUACUAUCGAUUCGCCGAGGUGGAAAAGCUGCGCGAGAACAAGCUCUGA
Penicillium brevicompactum is the source of this 2070-nucleotide messenger RNA. RefSeq names its product acetoacetyl-CoA synthase. Gene Ontology annotation, molecular function: acetoacetate-CoA ligase activity. The coding region runs from base 1 to 2070 and encodes 689 amino acids. Gene Ontology annotation, biological process: lipid metabolic process. Gene Ontology annotation, cellular component: cytosol. The record is from RefSeq and is a predicted model, not a curated record. The transcript has 5 exons. NCBI's taxonomy places the organism in Eukaryota, Fungi, Ascomycota, Eurotiomycetes, Eurotiales, Aspergillaceae.